This is a messenger RNA of Passer montanus (Eurasian tree sparrow), 1119 nucleotides long. Its product is annotated as prolactin-like. Gene Ontology annotation, biological process: response to nutrient levels; positive regulation of receptor signaling pathway via JAK-STAT. Gene Ontology annotation, cellular component: extracellular region. The coding region runs from base 108 to 857 and encodes 249 amino acids. Gene Ontology annotation, molecular function: hormone activity. The transcript is spliced from 4 exons. The record is from RefSeq and is a predicted model, not a curated record. Lineage: Eukaryota; Metazoa; Chordata; Aves; Passeriformes; Passeridae.
UCAGGGGAGACAGCCGUCCCCCCCGUGAGAUCCCGGCAUAUAUAGGAGCUGCGGGGCACCGCGGGCCGAUCGCAGCCGCUCCGUGCCGCCAGGGGCUCCGCAGCGCCAUGGCCGCGGCCCCGGCCCGGGCGGCGGGGCGAGCAGGUGAGCGGCGGGCGGCGGGCUGGGGGCGGUCGGGCACACCCCGACACUCCGCGCCCGACGCCGCCGCCCUCUCCGCAGACGGGAUUGCGGCGCUGGCGCUGCUGUGGCUGCUGGUCUGCGCUCCGGGGGACGCCGGCUGUCACCCCCUGACCGUGGCCGAUCUCUUCGACCGGGUGAUCCGGCACUCGGGCAGGAUCCACAGCCUCUCCACGGCGCUCUACGCCGAGCUGGAAAAACACUUUCCUCCCCGCGACAACGAGCUGGGAAGGCCCGCUCGGAAGUGCCACACGUCGGGGAUGCUGACCCCCAACGGCAAAGAAUACGCCCAAAAAAUCCCGAGAGAAGAACUAACUCACGUGAUACUGAAACUUCUGCAAGCCUGGAAAGAACCACUUUCCCACUUUAACCAGCAUAUUGAGCACCAUCAAGAGCUACCUGAUGACAGCCUUAGCAAAGCUAAGCAAAUCAGCAAUAUGGUACAUGAGCUGAAGACUGGAGUCGAGAAAGUAACAGAAAAGAUGCAGUCAAUGGGGAUCAUCAGCAACUCAUUAAAUGGAAUGGCAUCAUCUGAAGGAACUGGUUUAUCAAUUAGUAAUGCAGCAAACAUGAUGAGUGACUCUGAUUUCAUUCACUGUUUUAGGAGAGAUUCCAAUAAAGUACAAAGCUACUUAAAAAUUCUCAAAUGUAGGAUUAUGCCGCCAAAUACUUGCUAAACUCUAAUCCCUUGACAAGUAGUCUUCAGCAUGCAGAACCUUGAGGGACAUGUCACUGGCCUCCACCUGGACAUGAGAGCCACUGCUCACAAUCCCCUGGAUGCAUCCCACCAGCCAAUUCCUUAACCACCAAAUAGACCAGCCUCCAAACCUAUGUCUGUCCAAUUUGGAGAUAAGGAUGUCAAAUGGGACCUUGUGGAAAGCCUUACAGAAGCUGAAAUAUAGGUACAACAUAGUUGAAAGUAAGAUUCAACCUGUUAAA